ACUUCUCCAAGUUUCCUUCUUCAACCUCGAGAUUUUCAUGCGAGACAACUAAAAAGUAAAAAAGUCAACUUUUUUAGCUACCAACAGUUUUAGCUGUCUGUCUGUUUAUAUCGCUAUCAAUUUAACAAAUUUGGUUUGAUUAAUCAUAAGUGGGCACACUUUGAGGCGCUUUUCAAUCUCUCUCCACUUCAUCUGCUGAACCCCUUUUUCUUUUUUUCUCGACCUUUAUAAGUUUGAAAUAUAAAUUGGGUAGCUGUAACUUUGCUUCACAUUUUUCUUCUGAGGGUUGUGUGCCAGAAAGCUGAAAGAAUUAGCUUUAAUUUGAAGGGUUUUAAGGAAUUGGGAUCGUUGUUGUUUUGAAAUGGGGUGUGAGAAUUCCAAAGAUGCUGUGAAAUUGCCUGCUUCUGAUAAUUUCUCUCGCCUUGCUGCUGAUACUGUCUUUACUGAAGAUGAAGUGGAGAUUUUAUUUGAUUUAUUCAACAGAGUUAGCAAUUCUGUUAUAAAAGAUGGUUUUAUUCAGAAGGAGGAACUUCAACUUGCAUUAUUCAAGAAUAGUAAGAAGAAAAGCCUUUUCCUGGACAGAAUGUUUGAUCUCUUUGACGUCAACAACAAUGGCCUCAUUGAAUUUGGAGAGUUCGUUCGAUCAUUGAGUGUCUUUCACCCUAGAACUCCUGAAACAGAUAAAUUGGAGUAUGCAUUUCGGUUGUAUGACCUGAGGGGAACUGGCUAUAUUGAGCGUGAAGAGUUGAAGGAAAUGGUGGUGGCGCUUCUGAAUGAAUCAGACUUACAUCUCUCAAAUGAUAACAUAGAAGCCAUUGUGGAUAAGACAUUCACGGAAACAGAUUUGAAAGGUGACGGUAAAAUCGACAUGGAAGAGUGGGAAGAAUAUGUAGCCAAAAAUCCCAAACUGCUAACAAACAUGACUCUUCCUUACCUAAUGUGAGUUACUAGGGACAUUAACCUUGCUUUUCCGAGCUUUGUGGUGAACAAAGAAGCCGAAUGCUUACAAAGACAAGAAACUGCAUGAGGAGAGAAGUGGACACGAGGUCUUUCUUUUGACAAGAACCUUGAUCCCAAAGGUGCAAGAAGCUGCGUUUACGUUUAGUACUUUAGUGGAUGAUAGUUCAAGAAAAUGCAGCAAUGAGCCAUGCAGGGGUAAGGUUGUAAUUCUAACCAGACUCACUCCUUAGGGGAAAGCUUUUGUGAUUGCAGAUGAUUUGCGCGCUGCACUGAUGCAUUAUAUUAUGAGGAGUAUGAUUUAACACUGUGAAAAGCAUUCUCCAGAUCAUGAACAUAACGCUUCCAUUGUACACGGAACUAGUAUAUCAUUAGAGAGUAGCAUAAUGAGUAAUUUUAUCCGAGUAUUUUCAGAUCCUGAUUGCAGAAAUGAUCACAUAAUCAGCCAUCUUUUUGUCCUAGAUAAAAUUAAGAUAUACUCUGCACGUAGUGUUAUCUUCCAGUCCUUCAGAUAGGCUUCAGCCGCGUGCGCGUUCAUGCACGUGCACGUUCGUCUUUUGUGCGGCAGAGGCGUUACGAUAGGACUCACCGUUUAUGUGGUGGUGGAAAAUUUGAGUUGUGCAACUUCUUGGAAGGGAUUAUUUAAAGUUUUGGGAGUACCUAAAAUUGACGUUGAAACA
This is a messenger RNA of Spinacia oleracea (spinach), 1637 nucleotides long. RefSeq names its product calcineurin B-like protein 4. Gene Ontology annotation, biological process: calcium-mediated signaling. NCBI's taxonomy places the organism in Eukaryota, Viridiplantae, Streptophyta, Magnoliopsida, Caryophyllales, Amaranthaceae. Gene Ontology annotation, molecular function: calcium ion binding; kinase binding. Bases 362 to 943 code for a protein of 193 amino acids. The transcript is spliced from 8 exons. The record is from RefSeq and is a predicted model, not a curated record.